Messenger RNA from Racocetra persica, 141 nucleotides. NCBI's taxonomy places the organism in Eukaryota, Fungi, Glomeromycota, Glomeromycetes, Diversisporales, Gigasporaceae. The record is from the annotation of a GenBank genome assembly.
UAUAUGGCACAAAACACAAAAGCUCGUUACUUACACCCCGUUGUUCCUUCCAAUAACGCAAGACAACAACUGACCAGUCAAUUAGCAGCGACCACAGCUAAUGAUACUCCUUUAGACGAACAGGCAGCCACAAUUUUGAAA